Messenger RNA from Drosophila arizonae, 1072 nucleotides. RefSeq names its product pancreatic lipase-related protein 2. Gene Ontology annotation, molecular function: lipase activity; serine hydrolase activity. The record is from RefSeq and is a predicted model, not a curated record. Gene Ontology annotation, biological process: lipid catabolic process. Lineage: Eukaryota; Metazoa; Arthropoda; Insecta; Diptera; Drosophilidae.
CAGCCUGGGGCAGGUCCGAACAUCAGUUGAAAUUGUCUUCUGCGUAGCAUGAUGAAACUGUUUUUGGCUCUCGCAUUCUGCGUUGUUGCGGCCAGCGCCGUUGAGCACAAGAUUAAUGGUGAGAACGGCUGGUAUGUGCCCCAAGCCGAUGGCACCUUCGAGUGGGUGGACAAGGAUAAGGCCGAAGCCUAUCUGGAAGCCCAUGCUGAGCGUGAGCGCUCCUUGCUGAACCCCGUCACCUUCUACCUGUACACCAAGUCCAACCAGAACUCGGGCCAGGAAAUCAAGGCCAACAAGGCUAGCAUCUCCGCCUCGAACUUCAACCCCAACAACCCUACCCGUUUCACCAUCCACGGUUGGUCCUCCAGCGCCGAUGAAUAUGUCAACUACGGUGUGCGCGACGCCUGGUUCACCCACGGCGACAUGAACAUGAUUACCGUUGACUGGGGCCGUGCCCGUUCCAUUGACUACGCCUCCUCCGUCUUGGCCGUGCCCGGUGUCGGUGAGAAGGUUGCCGACCUGAUCAACUUCUUGCGCACCAACUUCGGUCUGUCCCUGGACAACACCAUGAUCAUUGGUCACAGCCUGGGCGCUCAUGUGUCCGGAUUCGCUGGCAAGAACAUCAAGAACGGUCAGGUGCACACCAUCAUUGGUCUGGACCCUGCCUUGCCCCUGUACAGCUACGACUCACCCAACAAACGCCUCAACUCCAACGAUGCUUACUAUGUGGAGUCCAUUCAGACCGACGGCGGCAUGCUCGGCUUCCUCAAGCCCAUUGGCAAGGGCGCUUUCUACCCCAACGGUGGCAAGUCCCAGCCUGGAUGCGGUGUCGAUUUGACCGGUUCCUGCUCCCACAGCCGCUCCGUAAUCUAUUACGCAGAGUCCGUCGCCCAAGACAACUUCCCUACCAUGAAGUGCGGUGACUACCAGGAGGCCGUCUCCAAGAGCUGCGGCAGCACCUACAGCACCGUCAAAAUGGGAGCCGUCACUAAUGCCUACAUGGUUGCCGGCGAAUACUACGUGCCCGUCCGCAGCGAGUAUCCUUAUGGAUAUGGCAACUAGACUAACUUAU